Messenger RNA from Euleptes europaea (tarantolino), 1914 nucleotides. RefSeq names its product zinc finger protein 397-like. NCBI's taxonomy places the organism in Eukaryota, Metazoa, Chordata, Lepidosauria, Squamata, Sphaerodactylidae. Bases 1 to 1914 code for a protein of 637 amino acids. The record is from RefSeq and is a predicted model, not a curated record. The transcript is spliced from 4 exons. Gene Ontology annotation, molecular function: RNA polymerase II cis-regulatory region sequence-specific DNA binding; DNA-binding transcription factor activity, RNA polymerase II-specific. Gene Ontology annotation, biological process: regulation of transcription by RNA polymerase II.
AUGGAGCAGAAUUAUGCAGACCCAGAACUGGAAAAAGGAGCCAGAAAAACCACCAGCAUCGUUCAGCCUGAAGUCAUGGUGGAACGGCCUAGAUGGAGAAUGCUACAAGAGUGUAAAGAGAAGCCCUGCAAGGGGCUAUGCCCGCACUGGGAAGCCCAAUGGCAGGAUUUCUUGAAGGGUCUGGAUUCCUCUCAUGCAGGGUGGAGGAAGGAAUCUAGCCCCUGGGAGGAUGCCAAGGCCUUCCUGGCCUCCUUUGAGCAAGUGGCAAAAGCCUGCCAAUGGCCCAGGGAAAAGUGGGCAGCCCGGCUCCUGCCAGCACUCAGCGGAGAAGCCCAGCAGGCCUUUGGCAGCCUGGAGGCCAGAGACCGGGAGGAUUAUGGGAAAGUAAAGGCAGCCAUCUUGCGCGGUGAAGCCAACCGCAUGGAAACCCUGCGGCAGCACUUCCGGCAGUUCCGUUUCCGGGAGGUGGAAGACCCAAGACUGAUCUACAGCCAGCUGCAGGAGCUUUGCCACAGGUGGCUGAGGCCGGAGAGGCACUCGAAGGAACAGAUCCUGGAGCUGCUGAUCCUGGAGCAGUUCCUGGCCAUCCUGCCUCCGGAGCUGCAGAGGUGGAUCAGGGCAGGCAGUCCUGAGAACUGCACCCAAGCCGCGGUCCUGAUGGAUGAUUUCCUGCUGAACCAGCAAGGGGUCGCCAAGAGCAGGAAACGGCAGGAACCCAUGAACCUCAAGGAGACAGGCGUGUCUUUGGAUGUGGUGGAGGAGACUUUGACACAGCCGAACCAAAGGACCAUAUUUUGGCGUGUCUUGCAGGACAGUAGGAAUGCAGAUGCUUUGGGUAUCCAGAAGAGAAGACCACUCAAGGUGGAGAAUUCUCCCUGUGGAAGAAAUGAGCCACAAGUAACUCCUGGGCCAAACCCAGAGGUGACCCAAGGGAAUUUGCUGGCGCCGGAUGAGAUCCACAAGGAAACACGUGAGGAGAAGAGAAGUCAGAUCAAGAUUGAGGAAAUGCAAGAGGGAGAGAUGGGCCCGGAGGAAAUGCAGGGGAUGCUGGCAGAAGUAACCCAAUGGAACAUACCGGGGACGUCGGAAAUUCAGAAGCAAAGAUGUGACUCAAAUUGGCAGCAGAAGAAGCCAACAGAACAAGAGAAUGAAUAUGGCCAGCACUCAGAGGGUAUUAGCAAAACCAGCCCAGUUCAUGCAGAGGGAAAGAAGCCCUUGUUCUCCAAGUAUGGGAGAAAGUAUCGCUACAAAUCAGGACUUCUUACGGUCCAUACCAGUGAGAACCCUUUUGAAUGUCCCACAUUGGGGAAGAACACCCCACAGCACCAGAGAAUCCAUCUGGGUGAGAGGCGAUACGAACUCUCGGCAUACGAGAGAAGAGAUGGUUUGAUUGGACAUACGACAGAGAGACCUUAUCAGUGUUAUGAGUGUGGGAAAAGCUUCAAUUGCAGAACGUCCUUAGACAGUCAUCAAGGUGUCCAUACCGAAGGGAGACCCUACGAAUGUUCACAGUGCGGAAAACACUUCCGACACCGGCAGACGUUGCUGAAGCAUCAGAAAAUCCACACCGGAGAGAAACUUCACAAAUGUCCCGAGUGUGGGAAAGUCUUCACUUCUAAAGGAGAAUUAAUGAGGCACCAGAGAAUCCACACGGGAGAGAAACCGUACAAAUGUCUUCAGUGUGGGAAAUCUUUCAGACAGAGGGUCCACCUGAUGAGUCACCACAGAACUCACACAGGGGAGAAGCCAUUUAUGUGCCUCGAGUGUGGGAAAAACUUACAUCGGAGGAAUAAGUUGAUCGUCCAUCUGGAAACCCAUAGAACGCAGGAACAUUACGAAUGCCCUGAGUGUGGGAAAAGCUUCAGUCAGAAAGCUAUGCUGAUAAACCACCGGAGCACCCAUGUGGGACUUUGA